Messenger RNA from Corticium candelabrum, 3146 nucleotides. Its product is annotated as protein phosphatase 1 regulatory subunit 12C-like. Bases 122 to 2953 code for a protein of 943 amino acids. The record is from RefSeq and is a predicted model, not a curated record. Gene Ontology annotation, molecular function: ATP binding; protein kinase activity; protein binding. Gene Ontology annotation, biological process: protein phosphorylation. NCBI's taxonomy places the organism in Eukaryota, Metazoa, Porifera, Homoscleromorpha, Homosclerophorida, Plakinidae. The transcript has 4 exons.
GUUGUUUAUCGUUUUUAAAAUAGCUGGCAAUCAAAAGUUUACGAUCCGACAAUUACAAAAUACUGUUUUGUUCCUGUCGUCAGCAGAUCUCCAGCUCAAAGAUAAUUUGUCGAUCGAGAAUAUGUCGUCCAGUCCAGCAAAUCUAGAAGAUUUUGUGAGGGCAGCUGGUGAUGGCCAGCUACUACAGAUGAUGAAGGCUCUUCGCCAUCUAAACGAUCUGAACCAGCAGGACUCCAACGGAGACGUAGCACUUUGCCAAGCUUCUAAAGGUGGACAUCACGAUAUCUGCUCUAAGCUGGUGAUGGAGUACAAAGUAAAUGUCAACGCCAGAGACUCGCAGGGAAAAAUUCCUAUCCAUUACGCUGCAGCGGGUGGAUACGACAAGGUCGUAGAGCUGUUUGUUCACAACGGAGCCACCGUUGACGUCAUAGAUGACGAAGGGUGGAGCCCUCUACACCACGCGGCUCAAAGCGGAAGUCUGAACUCUGUUCGAGCACUUCUUAGAAAAGGAGUACCGUUGAAUGCACAAAUACCAAACGGAGAUACGGCAACACACUUAGCAGUGCUAUCAAGCAAAUUCUCACUUGACGUACUCAAAGAACUGAGUGGGUGGCCGGGAGUGAAAUUAGAUCUAAAGAACAAAGAAGGUGAGUCUGCACUAGAUGUUGCCAAGAGGAGAGGAAACAGGCAAGCCGUCGAGCAUCUUAAUACCUCAAGUUUGUUCGAAACACAAACUUUGAGCAGUAGGCAAGAAAGCACUCAAAGUUUAGUGCAGUCACCUACAAUACCUAUUACUAAGGAAAGCCCUUCUACAGUACCUAGACGUAAAGGGCCCGGAACGAAACCCCGGCCAGUCUCUUGGAGUGCAAAUUGGAUGGAGCGCCAAACACCAACUUUGAGCAAAAGACAAGAAAUCAUUCAAACUUCUCUGCAGUUGUCUGUUAGCAACGGUAGCCCUCCUACUGCAGUACCCAAACGUAACAAGCCCGCACUAAAACCCCGGCCAGCCACUUGGAUUUCAAGUCCGGAGCGCAGAAACACUGUUGAUGGAUCUCGUCUUUUGUCACCUGGCUCGUUUGACAGAACAACGAGUCCAAGUCGUCAAAACGUGACGCUUCCUCGAAGUAGCCCAUCUCAGUUGGAACCGCUAGAAGUUCAGAAAAGAGAACGUGCCGAAAUAGUUAUGGAAACAGCAAAGCGGAUCGAUACUCCGAGAAACCAGGAGCAAGGCGAAACGAAAGAGAUUGAGGCUGGCGUAUCUCGUCUUUUGUCACCUGGUUUGUCAGACAGAACAACGAGUCCAACUUGUCAAAACGCGACGCUUCCUAGUAGCCCAUCUCAAUUGGAACCGCUGGAGGUUCGGAAUAGAAAACGCAGAUCUGACGAUCUAGACGGAGCUAUGAAGACAGCAAGCCGGAUCGAUACUCCAAAAAAACAAGAGCAAUGCGAAACGAAGGGGAUGGAGGUUGAGGAGAUCCAAAAUACAGACACUAAACAACUAAAUGAGUACACGCCUAUAGACGAAAACCCAGCAACGUUUACUGAACACCCAGUAAAUCUUUUUGAUGUAGAAAGCGUAAGACGAGAUCCUGCAAUUGAAAGAGCUGGUAGUGGAAAGACUAGUGACGACAAUGCACCAACAGGUCUACAGUUACCAUCUGACACUCCGCAGCAGAUAACUCAAGCAGAUAAUAACCAGCCAGAUGAUGGUAAGACUAUUGAUACACUUGAAGAGAACUUAAGGUUACAAGUGUGUUGCAUGGAAAAUACGAUAAAGCAACUACGUCAAGAAAUUGCGCAACAGGGACAGCUACUCAACUCUUAUCAAAAGGGUGAGCAAGAAGAGGUGGAAAAUCUUGUUCCAAUAAUAAUGAAUUUAAACCAAGAACUUGAGAAAUAUUCAAACAACGAAACCAACAUGAAACUGAGACACGAAAGAGAACUGAAACAACUUCGUGAUCGAUUAGAAAGAGCAGAAAAGACAAAUGAAGAGUUGCGCGAUCAGUUGGAAACACAACGAAAUGACUACCGUCUUUUAGAACAAAACACUAGUGAGACCGAAAAUCAGCUGCAUAGUUUCCAAAACCCUCUUACAAUUAAACCUGACACAAUCAAACCUACGACAGAAGAACUUGGAGUCGGAUCACAUGGAGGUGUAAAGGUUGUAAGAUGGAAUGGUGUGCCAGUUGCAGCAAAAGCUGUUCACAGUAUCAUAGUCGACUCGCGUAUCAGAGGUCUCGUUCAACAAGAAAUCGAUAGCUGUUGUCGCAUUCGUCAUCCAAACAUUGUAACAGUGUUUGGGGCCGUCACAGACGACGAUAAGCCACCUCAACUGCUCAUGGAAAUAAUGGAAGGAUCUUUAAGCGCCGUGAUAACGGCAGCUAGAAAAAACUACUACCUUACAAUGCGAGAGCAGGUAGACAUCAUGCGAGACUGCGCUGCGGGUAUCAACUACAUGCACUCGUUAACACCACCUCUUCUUCACGGUGAUAUUCGAUCAGAAAACGUACUCGUCACACUAGACAUGACAGCCAAGCUGGGCGAUCUCGGUGCUGCUCACAUUUUGAAUGCUUCCCAGUCUGCCGGACCUCUCAGCUUGAAUUAUCUUGCUCCAGAGAGAAAGCCUGAUCUAGUGAGCGGUACCGCAAUUCACAACACUCCGGCUGCAGACAUGUUUAGUUUUGGAAUUCUGAAUAUUGAAAUAAUAACUGGGAGUGUACCUAGAUGGAACGAGCGAUCGAAACGUGUACGAACGAUCCAACACAAGAGAUUGCGGGCGAUGUGUCAGCAGAUGAUAGGUGAACCACCCCACACUCGCCCAGCGUGCACAAAUAUUUUACAGCAAGUACUCGAGAUGACGUAUAGCAGCCAAUACACUGAAUGCCAACCGAAAAGAAGAGUACAAAGAAACCGUGAGAAAGGAGUAGACUUGCUGCAUUCAGCAAUACACUGAUAUGACCAUAUUAUUACUUACGUAAUUGUCAUUGUGUUACCAUUGCAGUCGUAAUUAUGUUGUAUACAUACUACGCAUGCGUAUAUUAACCUAAGUGUGUACUUGUUCAAUUUCUGUUUAUUGCUUACUGCAUUCAUGGUCUUAAUUAAUUACUUGCCUGACACACAGCCAAUUUUGAAGCUAUAAAGUUAUU